GGAUCAAAAAAGAAAGCUCAGACAGCAUCCAUUUUCUCUACCACAGAAGAACCUAGAACCAGAGAGAGAGAGAGAGAGAGAGAGAGACAGAACAAGAGAGAGCCAGAGAUCGAGGCUUAAGUUUAUAGAAGGGGUAAAUAUGAAGGCAGUAGAGACGUCGCAGCCUGCGGUGCAAAGCCGACAGUUAGGAACUCAGCUGUCGGGAAGCAUGAGUUUCAGCAGCCAAAUGUCGAAGGAAGACGAAGAGAUGUCGAGGAAUGCUCUGUCGGCUUUCAGGGCGAAAGAAGAGGAGAUCGAGAAGAAGAAGAUGGAGAUUAGGGAAAGGGUUCAAGCUCAGCUUGGUCGCGUCGAAGAAGAGACUAAGCGUCUCGCUUUCAUCCGUGAGGAACUUGAGGGUUUAGCUGACCCGAUGAGGAAAGAAGUUGCUUUGGUCAGGAAGAAGGUUGACUCUGUCAACAAAGAGUUAAAGCCAUUGGGUCUUACUGUUCAGAAAAAGGAACGAGAGUACAAAGAAGCUCUUGAGGCAUUCAACGAAAAGAACAGAGAGAAGGUGCAGCUAAUCACCAAGCUAAUGGAGUUGGUGGGAGAAAGCGAAAAGAUGAGAAUGAAGAAGCUAGAAGAGCUAAGCAAGAGCAUAGAUUCUUCUAUACAACACUGACUUUUGAGCCCAAGACAGAAGAAAGAAACUUCUCCAGAGAUCAUUUCUCUGAGUCUUUUAACUCCACGUUUAGGUUUUGUGAUGGUGAAUGUAAUUUAUACUUUAUAAUCGUCGUGUGUUAUAUUUCUACCAUUGUUAUUAUUGUCUUUUUAUUAGGCUUUCCUGGAGAUUUUGUGAUGUUUUUUAUUAGGAAGUAACUCCAAAAAAAUACUCAUCGAGACAGGCUUGUAACUAAACACUACUCUCUUUCUUCUGUUUAUCCUUUUCUAUGUUUUUAGCCUUUCUAAUCGA
Raphanus sativus (radish) is the source of this 949-nucleotide messenger RNA. RefSeq lists its product as uncharacterized. The transcript is spliced from 4 exons. The record is from RefSeq and is a predicted model, not a curated record. The coding region runs from base 140 to 658 and encodes 172 amino acids. NCBI's taxonomy places the organism in Eukaryota, Viridiplantae, Streptophyta, Magnoliopsida, Brassicales, Brassicaceae.